Messenger RNA from Penicillium lagena, 1644 nucleotides. RefSeq names its product WD domain protein. Gene Ontology annotation, molecular function: protein binding. The transcript has 2 exons. Gene Ontology annotation, biological process: SCF-dependent proteasomal ubiquitin-dependent protein catabolic process. NCBI's taxonomy places the organism in Eukaryota, Fungi, Ascomycota, Eurotiomycetes, Eurotiales, Aspergillaceae. Gene Ontology annotation, cellular component: SCF ubiquitin ligase complex. The record is from RefSeq and is a predicted model, not a curated record. Bases 1 to 1644 code for a protein of 547 amino acids.
AUGUUGAAGCGAUGUCGAGAGGAUCCCCAGCCAAGUGUGCCCCCGGCCAAGCGAGCACGCAAUGCGAAGACCGGCUCGCUCGACCGCCUCUCAUCCUUGAGUGACGAACUUCUGCUGCAUAUCCUGUCCUUCCUUCCAAUAUCGUCCCUGAAUGUCUGUCAAAGUUUAUCCCGUCGAUUCAAUGCUCUCAGUGCAGACUCCGAGCUCUGGAAAAGGCAGUAUUACUCGCAGUGGGUGCGACCUCGAGCCCGGCGCUUGGCAAAUUCCCGGCGCACAACACUGGUUCCAUCAAAGACAGAUUAUUCGCCGAAAGUAUCGACAUGGUUCGAUCACAGCCACUUGGCAGAGGAGGGUAGGGUGACCAACUGGAAGAGACAAUAUCGGCUCCGACACAACUGGUCAAAAGGAGCUUGCCGAGUGACUGAAGUCGAAUUUGCUGAGCCGCCGUGCCCUCCCACUCUCGUGAAGCUCUGUGCUGGUAUUGUCUUCACAGCCGAUUCGACCUAUGGACUGCGGGCCUGGGCGACGAACGACCCCAAGUCCUGUCUGGCCAGGGCCUCUUUUUCGGAUGGCCAAUCCAAGUCAUCUGCGACAGGACCGACAGCUCUAGCCGUGAGCGAACAAGAAGAUGGAACUGAGAUUGUGGUUGGAUUUGUAAAUGGCUGCUUCAGUCUCUACUUUUGGAAUCCUCAGACAGUCCAUUUGGACUUGCAAUCAUCUCAUGUCGGGUUUAGCGGUGGAGCCAUCACCACCAUGGCCUUGUCAUCACCAUAUCUCCUCAUGGUUUCUCAACAUAAGAUUCUAUCAUUGUAUAACUUGCGUCCUACGCCGCAUGCCGCAGGUUCGGCGAUUUCGGCCAAGGAGCCCCAGCAGCUCGCGUCCCUCCGAGCGGAUAACAUUGUCGCACCAAUGACUCUAUCUCUUCGGGUCUCUCCAUUCGACAUCACUGCCACAAUUGUUUACAGCUUCUUCCACAUUGGCUGUGGCUGGUCUUUGGGGAUUCAAGAGUUGCGUUUGGGCAAAGAUGGCCAACAGCGGGAUUCCCAACUUGCCACGACGGUAGACUCUCAAUACGGGAUGCGGCCAUUACAGGGUCUACCACAGUCACGAAAACGGCGUCAUUCCACGGCCCAGCUUGAAUCGUCUGCCUCCGGGCCCCCCAGUGUGCCCUCCAUAUCACAUCAGCAACCUCCGACCUCCAUGUCUUACUCGCACCCGUACCUGCUGACUUCGCAUGCGGACAACACAUUAACCAUGUACUUGGUAGUGUCGACCACCAACAGUCUAUUUGUGCGAGGUGGCCAGCGGCUCUGGGGCCACACCUCGUCGGUGUCGGCCGUGCAAGUGACCAAUCGCGGGAAGGCCGUGUCGGUCAGCUCUCGUGGUGAUGAGCUUCGCAUCUGGGAGCUGGAGAUGGCUGUUGCCUCAUUGAAUACUCGCCGGCCAGUGGAGGAGAACAGUAUUCAGAUCAGCGCGGAGAACAAGCCGCCGCUGCCAAGGCCGGCCCUUGAGGCCAACCCGGUAGGGCUAACAGCCGGGACGACUCGGAUGCAGGGAUGUGUCGGCUUUGACGAGGAGCGAGUGGUUCUACUUCGCGAGAAAGAGGUUGGCACUCCGUUGCUUGAAUGCUACGACUUCACCUGA